AUGUCUAUACCGCCAUAUAUGAUACCGCCCAAUCCAUGGGCGGCUCAUAUGAUGGCCCAACAGCAAGUGUUCGCAGUGCAGCAGGCCCAAGCUCAGGCACAGGCCCAGGCGCAACAACAGCAGCAAGCCCAGGCCCAUCUGCACGCUCAGCAGAUGGCUGCGAACCAAAUGCAACUGCCGCCGAUGGGACACAUUCCGCCGGGUCCACCGAAACCGGAUGUCGUACUGACGGAGGAAAAGUUGCAGGAAAAAGCACAAAAAUGGCAACAGUUGCAAACAAAGCGGUUUGCCGAGAAGCGCAAGUUUGGGUUUGUGGACGCACAAAAGGAGGACAUGCCGCCGGAACAUAUUCGCAAGAUCAUACGAGACCACGGCGACAUGACGAGCCGUAAGUACCGACACGAUAAGCGCGUGUAUUUGGGUGCACUUAAGUACAUGCCUCAUGCGGUGAUGAAGCUGCUCGAAAACAUGCCCAUGCCGUGGGAACAGAUCCGGGAUGUUCCGGUGCUAUACCACAUAACCGGUGCGAUCACGUUUGUAAACGAGAUCCCUUGGGUGAUUGAACCGCUAUACAUUGCUCAGUGGGGCACAAUGUGGAUCAUGAUGAGACGUGAAAAACGUGAUCGUCGGCAUUUCAAACGAAUGCGUUUUCCGCCUUUCGACGAUGAGGAACCGCCUCUUGAUUACGCCGAUAACGUGCUCGAUGUGGAGCCACUCGAGGCAAUUCAAAUCGAUCUUGACGCCGAGGAAGACGGCAGCGUGUACGAUUGGUUCUAUGAGCAUAGGCCAUUAAUAGGAACGCCCCACGUUAAUGGCUCCACUUACCGGAAGUGGAAUCUUACACUUCCCCAAAUGGCCACGCUGUACCGAUUGGGAAAUCAGUUGCUUACAGAUCUAGUGGAUGAUAACUUCUUCUACCUCUUCGAUCCGAAAAGUUUCUUCACCGCAAAAGCCCUCAAUAUGGCCAUUCCCGGUGGUCCAAAGUUUGAACCACUGAUAAAGGAUCACAAUGUGGGCGAUGAAGAUUGGAACGAGUUUAAUGAUAUCAACAAGAUCAUAAUCCGCCAGCCGAUACGAACAGAAUAUCGAAUUGCAUUUCCAUAUCUGUACAACAACAUGCCACACUUUGUGCAUUUAUCAUGGUACCAUAUGCCAAACGUAGUGUUCAUUAAGACAGAAGAUCCAGAUUUGCCUGCCUUCUACUUCGAUCCCUUGAUCAACCCGAUCGCUCACCGGCAUGCAGUAAAAACUAUCGAAAUUUUGCCCGAUGAUGACGAAGAAUUCAUUCUACCGGAGGAAGUGCAACCGUUCCUGCAGGACACACCACUCUACACCGAUAAUACGGCAAAUGGUAUCUCGCUGCUCUGGGGUCCACGACCGUUCAACAUGCGCUCAGGUCGGUGUCGACGAGCGAUCGAUAUUCCGUUAGUAAAAACCUGGUACAAAGAGCACUGUCCCCCGGGGCAUCCUGUAAAGGUGCGCGUCAGUUACCAGAAGCUGCUGAAAUAUUACGUACUGAACGCACUGAAGCACCGCAAACCGAAGCCACAAAAGAAGCGCUACCUCUUCCGGUCGUUUAAGGCAACCAAAUUCUUCCAAACGACCACAUUGGAUUGGGUGGAAGCGGGUCUGCAGGUGUGUCGUCAAGGGUACAACAUGUUGAAUUUGUUGAUUCAUCGCAAGAACUUGAACUACUUGCAUCUGGAUUACAACUUCAAUCUCAAGCCGGUUAAAACACUCACCACGAAAGAGCGUAAAAAAUCUCGUUUCGGUAACGCAUUCCAUUUGUGUCGUGAAAUUUUGCGCCUGACCAAGCUCAUCAUCGACUCUCACGUACAAUAUCGACUGAACAACGUUGAUGCGUUCCAGCUUGCUGAUGGACUCCAGUACAUAUUCGCCCACGUAGGCCAGUUGACUGGCAUGUACCGAUACAAGUACAAGCUGAUGCGACAGAUUCGAAUGUGCAAGGAUCUAAAGCAUCUCAUCUACUAUCGUUUCAAUACGGGACCGGUAGGUAAGGGCCCGGGAUGCGGAUUCUGGGCACCGGGUUGGCGUGUUUGGUUAUUCUUCAUGCGAGGCAUCACGCCACUGCUGGAACGCUGGUUGGGUAAUUUGCUUUCUCGUCAGUUCGAGGGUCGUCACUCGAAGGGUGUCGCUAAAACGGUCACGAAGCAGCGCGUUGAGUCACAUUUCGAUCUAGAGCUACGCGCUUCCGUGAUGCACGACAUCGUCGACAUGAUGCCAGAGGGUAUCAAGCAAAACAAGGCCCGAACCAUCCUGCAGCAUUUGUCCGAGGCGUGGCGCUGCUGGAAAGCCAACAUUCCGUGGAAAGUACCCGGGUUGCCAAUCCCAAUUGAGAAUAUGAUCCUGCGGUACGUGAAGAUGAAGGCCGACUGGUGGACUAACACGGCUCAUUACAACCGUGAGCGUAUCCGGCGAGGCGCAACCGUGGACAAAACGGUUUGCAAGAAGAACUUGGGUCGCUUGACGCGUUUGUACCUGAAGGCGGAACAGGAACGACAACACAACUACCUGAAGGAUGGGCCAUACAUUUCACCUGAAGAGGCGGUGGCAAUUUACACGACCACCGUGCACUGGUUGGAGUCGCGCCGCUUUGCGCCUAUCCCAUUCCCGCCGCUCUCGUACAAGCACGAUACGAAGCUGCUCAUUUUGGCGUUGGAACGACUGAAGGAAGCUUACAGCGUGAAAUCGCGAUUGAACCAGAGCCAGCGCGAAGAGCUUGGUUUGAUUGAGCAGGCGUACGACAAUCCUCACGAGGCGUUGUCAAGAAUUAAGCGUCAUCUGCUGACACAGCGUGCAUUUAAAGAGACCGGGAUUGAGUUUAUGGAUCUGUACAGCCACUUGAUUCCGGUGUACGAUGUGGAACCCUUGGAAAAGAUUACGGAUGCCUACCUCGACCAAUACCUGUGGUACGAGGCUGAUAAACGACGUCUGUUCCCACCGUGGAUUAAACCAAGCGAUACGGAACCUCCACCAUUGCUGGUGUACAAAUGGUGUCAAGGUAUUAACAACCUUCAGGAUGUGUGGGACGUAUCCGAGGGCGAGUGUAACGUACUGCUCGAGUCACGUUUCGAGAAGCUGUACGAAAAGAUCGACUUGACCCUGCUAAAUCGACUGUUGCGCUUGAUCGUCGAUCACAAUAUUGCUGAUUACAUGACCGCUAAAAACAACGUGGUGAUCAACUAUAAGGACAUGAAUCACACGAACAGUUACGGCAUCAUUCGUGGACUGCAGUUUGCAUCGUUCGUUGCACAGUACUAUGGUUUAGUGCUUGAUUUGCUGGUGCUCGGUUUGCAGCGUGCCAGCGAAAUGGCCGGCCCACCCCAAAUGCCGAACGAUUUCCUCACCUUCCAGGACGUGGCGACGGAAGCUUGCCAUCCGAUCCGCCUAUACUGUCGAUACGUCGAUCGGAUUCAUAUUUUCUUCCGUUUCACCGCGGAAGAGGCCCGUGAUCUGAUUCAACGAUACCUUACCGAACAUCCGGAUCCGAACAACGAGAACAUCGUUGGGUACAACAACAAGAAAUGCUGGCCUCGCGACGCUCGUAUGCGUCUGAUGAAGCAUGACGUUAAUUUGGGCCGUGCGGUGUUCUGGGACAUUAAGAAUCGGUUGCCGCGCUCGGUAACAACCGUUCAGUGGGACAACACGUUCGUGUCCGUCUACUCGAAGGAUAAUCCCAAUCUGCUGUUCAACAUGUCUGGCUUCGAGUGUCGUAUCCUGCCGAAGUGUCGCACGCAGAACGACGAAUUCACGCACCGCGAUGGAGUGUGGAAUUUACAGAACGAGGUCACGAAGGAGCGUACUGCCCAGUGUUUCCUACGCGUUGAUGAUGAGUCGCUCAGCCGAUUCCACAACCGCGUCCGCCAGAUCCUGAUGGCGUCCGGUUCGACCACUUUCACGAAGAUCGUUAACAAAUGGAACACGGCGCUGAUUGGGCUGAUGACGUACUUCCGUGAGGCGGUAGUCAACACGCAGGAGUUGUUGGAUCUAUUGGUGAAAUGCGAGAACAAAAUUCAGACCCGUAUCAAGAUUGGAUUGAAUUCGAAAAUGCCUUCCCGUUUCCCGCCUGUCGUUUUCUACACACCUAAAGAGCUGGGCGGGCUGGGAAUGUUGAGCAUGGGUCACGUGCUUAUUCCGCAGUCGGAUCUCCGCUGGUCGAAGCAGACGGACGUGGGUAUUACCCACUUCCGGUCGGGUAUGUCGCACGACGAGGAUCAGCUGAUUCCCAAUCUGUACCGUUACAUUCAGCCGUGGGAGAGUGAAUUUAUCGAUUCGCAGCGAGUGUGGGCUGAAUACGCGCUGAAGCGGCAAGAAGCAAACGCUCAGAAUCGUCGACUGACACUGGAAGAUCUGGAGGAUAGCUGGGAUCGCGGCAUCCCUCGUAUAAACACGCUGUUCCAAAAAGAUCGUCACACGCUCGCGUACGACAAAGGUUGGCGCAUCCGGACGGAGUUCAAGCAAUAUCAAGUGUUGAAACAGAACCCAUUCUGGUGGACGCAUCAACGGCAUGAUGGUAAACUGUGGAACUUAAACAACUAUCGUACGGACAUGAUACAAGCACUUGGCGGUGUCGAGGGUAUCCUCGAACAUACUCUGUUCAAGGGCACAUACUUCCCGACCUGGGAAGGUUUGUUCUGGGAAAAGGCAUCCGGAUUUGAGGAAUCGAUGAAGUACAAGAAGCUCACAAACGCGCAGCGCUCCGGUUUGAAUCAGAUCCCGAACCGUCGAUUCACACUCUGGUGGUCACCGACGAUUAACCGUGCGAACGUGUACGUGGGUUUCCAGGUGCAGCUGGAUCUGACGGGCAUUUUCAUGCACGGUAAAAUACCGACGCUCAAGAUUUCUUUAAUUCAGAUUUUCCGUGCUCACUUGUGGCAGAAGAUCCACGAAUCGAUCGUGAUGGAUCUUUGCCAGGUGUUUGAUCAGGAGCUGGACGCACUCGAGAUUGAAACGGUGCAGAAGGAAACCAUCCAUCCGCGUAAGUCGUACAAAAUGAACUCGUCGUGUGCGGACAUUCUGCUCUUCCCGGCGUACAAAUGGAACGUGUCACGGCCGUCGCUGCUAGCGGACACGAAGGAUACGAUGGACAACACGACAACGCAGAAGUUCUGGAUCGAUGUGCAAUUGCGUUGGGGCGAUUACGAUUCACACGACAUUGAGCGUUACGCGCGUGCCAAAUUCCUCGACUACACUACGGAUAACAUGUCGAUCUAUCCGUCUCCAACUGGCGUCCUGAUUGCGAUUGAUCUAGCGUACAACCUGCACAGCGCGUACGGCAAUUGGUUCCCGGGUUGCAAACCGUUGAUCCAGCAGGCUAUGGCAAAAAUCAUGAAGGCUAACCCAGCACUGUAUGUACUGCGGGAGCGUAUUCGAAAGGCACUGCAACUGUACAGUUCGGAACCAACCGAGCCGUACCUGAGCUCGCAGAACUACGGCGAGCUGUUCUCGAAUCAGAUCAUCUGGUUUGUAGACGACACGAACGUGUACCGUGUGACGAUCCACAAAACGUUCGAGGGUAACUUGACCACGAAACCGAUUAACGGUGCGAUCUUCAUCUUUAAUCCGCGUACGGGUCAGUUGUUCCUCAAAAUCAUUCACACGUCGGUGUGGGCAGGACAGAAGCGUCUUGGUCAGCUGGCUAAGUGGAAGACGGCUGAGGAAGUGGCGGCCUUGAUUCGGUCGCUACCAGUCGAGGAACAACCCAAGCAGAUUAUCGUAACGCGCAAGGGCAUGUUAGAUCCGCUAGAGGUGCAUUUGCUUGACUUCCCGAACAUCGUCAUCAAGGGAUCGGAGCUGCAGUUACCAUUCCAGGCUUGUCUGAAAGUGGAGAAAUUCGGUGAUCUCAUUUUGAAGGCUACCGAACCACAGAUGGUGCUGUUUAACCUAUACGAUGAUUGGUUGAAGACGAUCUCAUCGUAUACGGCAUUUUCGCGUUUGAUCCUCAUCCUGCGCGCGCUGCACGUCAACACUGAGCGCACUAAGGUGAUUCUCAAGCCGGACAAAACGACUGUUACCGAGGCGCACCACAUCUGGCCGACGCUGACCGAUGAGGAGUGGAUUAAAGUGGAGGUGCAGUUGAAGGAUCUGAUCCUGGCGGAUUACGGCAAGAAGAACAACGUAAACGUGGCGUCUCUAACGCAGUCAGAAAUCCGUGACAUUAUUCUCGGUAUGGAGAUCUCAGCUCCGUCUGCUCAGCGACAACAAAUUGCCGAAAUUGAGAAGCAAACGAAGGAGCAAUCACAGCUUACCGCGACGACAACUCGCACGACGAACAAGCACGGUGAUGAGAUCAUUACUUCUACGACGAGCAAUUACGAGACGACUACGUUUAGCUCGAAAACGGAAUGGCGUGUGAGAGCUAUCUCGGCAACGAACUUGCAUCUGCGUACCAACCACAUCUACGUCAGCUCGGACGACAUUAAGGAAACAGGAUACACGUACAUUCUGCCCAAGAACGUGCUGAAGAAGUUUGUCACCAUCUCCGAUCUGCGAGCACAGAUCGCCGGGUAUUUGUACGGUGUAAGUCCACCGGACAACCCACAAGUGAAAGAGAUUCGAUGCAUCGUGAUGCCACCGCAAUGGGGCACGCACCAGCAGAUCAACCUACCGAGCACGUUGCCUGCCCACCAGUAUCUGAAGGAUAUGGAGCCACUUGGAUGGAUCCACACGCAGCCAAACGAGUUGCCACAGCUUUCACCUCAGGACAUUACGACGCACGCUCGCAUCAUGUCCGAAAAUCCAACCUGGGACGGUGAGAAGACAAUCGUAAUCACGUGCUCCUUCACUCCCGGCUCGUGCUCUCUCACCGCCUACAAGCUGACACCUUCGGGCUACGAGUGGGGCCACAAGAACACGGACAAGGGCAACAAUCCGAAGGGGUACCUACCGUCGCACUACGAGCGUGUGCAAAUGUUGCUGUCGAACAAGUUCCUCGGUUUCUUUAUGGUGCCGGCGCAGGGUAGUUGGAACUACAAUUUCAUGGGUGUUCGUCACGAUCCGAACAUGAAGUACGAGCUGCAGUUGGCUAACCCGAAAGAGUUCUACCAUGAGAUUCACCGACCGUCCCAUUUCCUGCUGUUUUCAAGCCUAGAGGAGGGCGGCGAUGGCAACGGUGCCGACCGGGAGGAUAUGUUUGGCUAAACGGAGCAACGCUAGAGGGUUAUUCCAUUCGUACAACCCCUGUCGGGAAUUAUAUUGGGCCACGGCUUGGUCAAGCGGAUGCUUAAUUAAAGUGUGACAUUGGUAAAAUAAUUAGGAAUAGUAGCAAGACUAAUAAAGUAUGUUCUUUUACACUCUCUAUGAAGAUAAUCCAAUUGGCGUAAUGGCUCUAAUGUCUUGAUGGUUUUCUUUGCUAGCUUCUACAUCUUUAGAUUCAAUAUUUCAGCUCAUUUUCUGACUUCGUGUGCCUUUAUUGCGUCGAAAAUGCGCGGCAUUCUUUGUUUUAUAAAUAAAUCCUCGUUUGCAACUCGAACAGUAGUAAUCUCUGUGUACAACUCCCAUAUUGUCUAGUGGUUAGGAUA
This is a messenger RNA of Anopheles nili, 7541 nucleotides long. It is a transcript of the gene Prp8, whose product is annotated as pre-mRNA-processing-splicing factor 8. Gene Ontology annotation, molecular function: U2 snRNA binding; U1 snRNA binding; U6 snRNA binding. The record is from RefSeq and is a predicted model, not a curated record. Gene Ontology annotation, cellular component: U5 snRNP; catalytic step 2 spliceosome. The transcript is spliced from 7 exons. Lineage: Eukaryota; Metazoa; Arthropoda; Insecta; Diptera; Culicidae. Gene Ontology annotation, biological process: spliceosomal tri-snRNP complex assembly; mRNA splicing, via spliceosome. The coding region runs from base 1 to 7161 and encodes 2386 amino acids.